Molecule: messenger RNA, 1080 nt
Organism: Bathycoccus prasinos
Lineage: Eukaryota; Viridiplantae; Chlorophyta; Mamiellophyceae; Mamiellales; Bathycoccaceae
Exons: 2
Coding region: 1-1080 (359 amino acids)
Source: RefSeq, a predicted model, not a curated record
AUGAAUUUCAUCGAUAAAAACAAAAAACCGGCGAAUACGGGCGGGAUCGAUGAGACCGUCAAGUUAGCCGCGGGGAAACUGGACGGGUUAGCAGGCAUGCACGAAUAUGGGGAUCGACAAAAGGAUUACACCUGGGAUUGCGUGAUUUUUGGCGAUGGUUCAUAUUACGAAGGCUUAGUUGAUAUUUACGGUCAGUGCGAACACUUAGGCGUGAUGAGCUUCGAGGACGGGGAUAGAUACGAAGGCGGUUUCAACCAAGGCGCAAUGUCUGGACCGGGUAUAUAUCACGGCGACAGCUUCAUUUUUUUGGGCGAAUUUGAAGGAAAUCAAAAGUCUGGGUGCGGUGUAGCGGCGUAUAUGAACGGUGCAGUUGAAUACGGCGAGUGGAAAUACGAUCAGUAUUUAGGUCAAUACACGCGCAAGUGUCCUCUCGACAAAUCGAUCGCGUCGAUGGAAACCGCCAUCGACAGCGCGGCGAGAGCGAAAAUGUUUGAAAGGAAACCAAAUUCAGAAGUAUACUUGAGAAUAGUUGAACAUUAUCCAGAUUAUUUGAUGCAUCACGAUCCGAUCGUGUAUAAAAAAGGCACGGAGUGGACGAUGCCUGGUCCAGCUGCUGAGUUGUACACGCCGCCGACAGUGGAAGAAAUGGGACCGGAAAUUGCCGGUGCGGUGAGCACGAUGAACCGUCUCUGGGAACGAAUUUGGUCGUAUUACAACGUCAAGUGCUCCGAAGAGCGAAGAACUGUAGCUCCGGAGAUUCGAAAAAAGAAGGAAGCUAUGGCUUUAUCCGAAAUGCGAACCGAGGAAGACAUGGAGGAUGAAUACGCGGACGUGUACAACGAGGACGGCUCGAGAAGAGGUAAAAUGAAAAAACCGAAGCAACAAAAGAAAAAUCAAAAAGCAGGUAGAAAAGGUGGUAAGACGGCGUCGUUGACGGUGUCAAUGAUGAGUGCGUUGCAGCAAAACGCGUUUAGAGGUUUGAGAAGGCAAUUACGACGCCCGAUAGCUUUUGCUCAACGAGUCACGACGGAGGCGCAAGCCGCGGUGAAUCGAGCGAUGCCAGCGCUCGAGCGACGAUAA